UGAUUGGCUGACGGAGGAGGCGCCUGCCGCUGUUUUUCAAGAAGCGGAAACGGAGUGCGGGGGGAAGAAGAACCAGGCCGGCCGGCCGGUCCCACACCUUAUUUCCCCUCGUGUGCGUGCUUUUCUUAAAGGAACCCCGCUGCAGAGUUCCGGCGGGGGAAGUGCAGAGCGGGAGGCAAAAGGGAAAGGAGCACCUGAGGCGCGCUCACCUUUCCCUAGGGGGCGAAAAGGAGGGAGAAAGGGGGGGGCAGGUGUAAAGACACACACCCGAGCCUUUCCCACAGGCUCCCCAUGCAUGUUGUCCCCGACCUUCCCGCCCUGAACGAGAAACCUUUAAUUUUUUGGUCGAGGUGGGCACCUGGGCAAAGCAGAUAUCCGGCCAUGGAAGCCAGCCAAGUCCCCCCACCCUGCCUCAGGUAAUAGGUGAUGCCCCCUCUACCUGGAGCCUGCAAACGCCCCUGUAAGCGCAGCUGAGGGGACUUGGUUGCUGCUGCUGCCCUCGAAACAAGCGGCUUGGGCGACACGCCUUCUCCGCAGUAACAGGUCACACGCGACCCCGCUCCUUCCUUUCCCUUGUGUGCCACGGCAUCUCUUAACUCCUGCAGCCCCUCCCCUGCCAGGGCCAUGGCACAUCCCCAGCAGCAACAGCAGGAUACCUGCUUGAGCUUGGCGACAGAGAACUGUGCAGAUAUGAGCCCCAGGAAAGUCGCCCUCGUCACUGGCAUCACGGGCCAGGAUGGCUCAUACUUGGCAGAGUUCCUGCUGGAAAAGGGCUACGAGGUGCAUGGAAUUGUUCGUAGGUCUAGCUCUUUUAAUACAGGACGGAUUGAACAUCUUUACAAGAACCCCCAGGCUCACACAGAAGGAAACAUGAAGUUACAUUAUGGCGAUCUCACAGAUAGUACUUGCCUAGUGAAGAUAAUUAAUCAAGUGAAACCCACUGAAAUUUACAAUCUUGGAGCUCAGAGCCAUGUCAAAAUAUCUUUUGAUUUGGCUGAAUAUACUGCUGACGUUGAUGGAAUUGGCACUUUACGGUUGCUUGAUGCUAUCAAGACAUGCAGCCUCAUAGACUCUGUGAAGUUCUACCAAGCUUCAACAAGUGAGCUUUAUGGGAAAGUGCAAGAAAUACCGCAAAAGGAGACCACUCCUUUUUAUCCCAGAUCACCAUAUGGGGCAGCCAAGCUAUACGCAUAUUGGAUUGUGGUGAACUUCAGGGAGGCCUACAAUCUCUUUGCUGUGAAUGGUAUUCUCUUCAACCAUGAGAGUCCCAGGAGAGGGGCUAACUUUGUAACUCGAAAAAUUAGCCGUUCUGUUGCUAAGAUCCACCUGGGGCAACUGGAAUGUUUCAGUCUGGGCAAUCUGGAUGCCAAGAGAGACUGGGGUCACGCCAAGGACUACGUUGAGGCUAUGUGGCUAAUGCUACAAAUGGAUGAGCCGGAGGACUUUGUAAUAGCUACUGGGGAGGUCCACAGUGUCCGCGAAUUUGUGGAGAAGGCAUUCCAGCACGUUGGGAAAACGAUUGUGUGGGAAGGCAAGAAUGAGAACGAAGUAGGUCGAUGCAAAGAAACUGGGAAGAUCCAUGUGACAGUUAAUCACAAAUACUACAGGCCAACUGAAGUGGAUUUUCUUCAAGGCGAUUGCACCAAAGCAAAGCAAAAACUCAACUGGAAACCCAGAGUCACAUUUGACGAGCUGGUGAAAGAGAUGGUGGAAGCAGAUGUGGAACUCAUGAGGAACAAUCCCAAUGCAUGAAUCUGUUCCUCCUUCCAUACCUGAUGACAUGACUGACCCUCCAGGGAGAUGGCCAGCCUAAUUGUGACUUCUGCAAGUGCCAUUGCUGGGGAUGGGGAAUGACAAUCACUCCACUGGGUGUUGAAGAUUUGCUGCCAUUUUAUUUUCCUCUUGCUUGUGCAAUGGAUCAUUUCCCCCCUUUUCAAAUAUCAACCAUGCAUCAUGACUUUACAUUCCUUGAAGAGGAUAGGCUGAAGUGAUUGCACUUUUCCUCCUGAUAUGUAGACAAGAUGAUGGAGGCCAGCUUGCCACUCCAAUUCAUUUUCUUUUGAUAUUAAAAAAAUUCCUUUCCAUAAAUUAAGACUGUACCAUGCAUUUUUUUAAUUCUUUCUCAACUACAAGUGGAAGGGGGAGGGAGAAAGAGUGAGAGUUAUAGACUUAUGCUUCCUUUCCAAAGUUAGGGUACUUCCUUUUUCUUUCUUUUUUUACAAUGCUGUCUGAAAUAAAUGUUUGGAAAACCCAAUAUAUGGUGGAUCCAACCUACCUACAAUUAGAUUUAUGUAAAAUCAUAGCUAUAUUAUCCAAUGGAAUAAUGUUGAGUUCUGAACAUCGCAUUGCACCUCCUGUUUAAUAUUUAACCUAUCAGGCAAUCAGAGGUUUGGAAAUGGGUUUUUUUAAAAAAAAAAUCUUAAAUGAUCCACAUGUGGGUUGCAUACUACCGGUAUUUCCUACACAGAUGUGCUUUUCAUGUGCGAAAUGUAAUGUAGAAAGUUUAUUUGUAUUGAAUGGGUCUUACAUAUAAGAAGGUGGUUUGUUGUUUUUUUAUAGUCUCCUUAAUGUUAUUUGUUCAGGGGACAAAGGGAUUAUGCUUACCUCCCGCUAGCCCUUAGCUACUUGCCCUUUCCACUGCCAGAACCCUUUACGGUAUGGGUAACUCCCGCAUGCAGCGCACAGUUCCAUCACCCUAAAAAUCCUUACUGACUUUAGAGGCCUCCAGGGGGCUUGCUAUGUUUUUGAUUCUUCAGCUCCCCAUCUUAGCAUUGUGUAUGCAUAUGUUUGCGGGGUAAGAACCUGUGACAAAAAGCCUCUCUGUGCGGCACCCAAUUCCUGCACACAACAGAGCUAGUCACAUCCCAUCCUGUUUCUGCUUACUAUAAUUAGACAUAUAGGAGCCUGAAGCUGCCACAAAGAUGGCCUUUAAAAAGAUUAAAAGGGGAGGAGGGAAAUCCAAACUUCAAGGCAAGUAAAUAUUGUUGAAACAUUUGGUGCCAAUGUACCAAGGUUAUGCAGAGGUCACGGUUCCCAUACAUUUGCCUUCCCCUUGGCUCUCCCGCCUGACAAUCACUCUGUGCGCUUCUUUUAACUCUUUACCUUGAAACGAAAGGGUGGGGCAUUGCCAACUUUUCCUCGCGACCCUGCAUUUCAGUCAGAACACGGUCGUGUCACAAAAGUUGCGGGCCCACGUUUCUUAACACGGAAAUUGCGUUGAAGUCAUGAAGUGCUGAUUGAGGGAGUCUGACUGCUGACUGCCGUCCGGUCCCGGGUAAAACUCGCUUCUUGGAUUCGAACCACUUUCAGCCCAGCCCAGUCUCCCGCGUUGGUUUUAGAAGGGCAGAGAGAGAGCCGGGUAGGUUAGAAGCAGGGCGCAUGCAUUUCCAAGCCGGGAGUAGAACCGAUGAGGAAUCCAGGAGGAGGAGAGGGCAAU
Zootoca vivipara (common lizard) is the source of this 3436-nucleotide messenger RNA. RefSeq names its product GDP-mannose 4,6-dehydratase (gene GMDS). Gene Ontology annotation, biological process: 'de novo' GDP-L-fucose biosynthetic process. Lineage: Eukaryota; Metazoa; Chordata; Lepidosauria; Squamata; Lacertidae. The record is from RefSeq and is a predicted model, not a curated record. Gene Ontology annotation, molecular function: GDP-mannose 4,6-dehydratase activity.